UAUGUUCUGCCUCAUCAUAAAUUAUCAUCAUUAUUUUCAACCACACAUUAUCAUUUCUUAGGAUACUCUUGUUCAUCUCAGCUAAGUGAUAACAAGAGAAAAAAAUAAACAAAGCAAGAAAAUUUAUGAUGAUGACAAUGAAGACCUCACCAUACAUUUGUAGUAACAGCUUAAUCUAUUCUUCUUCUGUUCCUCAUUUCACAACACAAAGCUCUCUCAAUUUCUCACCUUUUCUUGUCAAAUCCAUGGCUACUUCCAAACCUCUUCCUUCUGUCUCUAGAACAGUAGUAGCUUCUAAAAAGAAUUCAACUGUAUUCCCACUUGGAGAACAACCUAGGAAUGCUGUAACAUCUACACAAUCCAUAAAACUUCUCACAAGAAUGGAACAAUUAAAGCUCUUAUCAAAAGCAGAGAAAGCAGGUUUAUUAUCAGCUGCAGAGAAAUCUGGACUCUCUCUAUCAACAAUAGAGAAACUUGGUCUUCUCUCAAAAGCAGAAGAACUUGGUGUUUUGUCUGCUGCUACUGAUCCAACAACACCAGGAUCACUCUUCACACUCAGCUUAGUUUUGCUUCUUUUAGGACCUUUGUUUGUUUACCUUGUUCCUGAAGAUAACGUUGUCGAGGUUGGAGUACAGGUUGUGGUUGCUUUGAUCAGUGUUGUUGGUGGUUCUGCUGGUUUUGCUGCUUCAAGUUUUGUGUCUAACUUGCAGAAAUUGAAAUAAGUUUAUGAUAUUUGGUUUGUAAUUUUAUUGUAUUAUUAUGAUAUAUGAAAAGAGGAGAAAUAAUUAAUGGAAUCAUUAAUUGAUUUGUGAA
This is a messenger RNA of Trifolium pratense (red clover), 813 nucleotides long. RefSeq lists its product as uncharacterized. The record is from RefSeq and is a predicted model, not a curated record. Bases 126 to 722 code for a protein of 198 amino acids. NCBI's taxonomy places the organism in Eukaryota, Viridiplantae, Streptophyta, Magnoliopsida, Fabales, Fabaceae. The transcript is spliced from 2 exons.